This is a messenger RNA of Exophiala viscosa, 3476 nucleotides long. RefSeq lists its product as uncharacterized. The transcript is spliced from 5 exons. The record is from RefSeq and is a predicted model, not a curated record. NCBI's taxonomy places the organism in Eukaryota, Fungi, Ascomycota, Eurotiomycetes, Chaetothyriales, Herpotrichiellaceae. Gene Ontology annotation, biological process: fatty acid metabolic process. The coding region runs from base 177 to 3476 and encodes 1099 amino acids. Gene Ontology annotation, molecular function: medium-chain fatty acid-CoA ligase activity; phosphopantetheine binding.
GCCACCCGUGAGGUGGUCUUUGAUAACCCAUCGAUUAUCAAGUCUCCGGCGACAACUCCUCACUUCCAUGUCACACGGUGAAUAUUUGCCGAAUCUCGUUUCCACGUCGUUGAAGUUUGCAAACUAAUUGCUCCUCGCUAUUGCGUGUCACCUCAUAACUCUGAUACUGGAGAACCAUGGCAGCAAUGGCAGACACAGCGACAACAACGUUUUCCAGUCUCUCUGAGAGCAUCGGACCCCAAUUGGCGAUUACCAUACCUAUCGUGCAUCAUCAGAUCCUGGAAUCAGUAAAGCAACAUCCAAACACACCAGCAAUAAUGUGCACCCAUCAGUCAGCAGAUCUUCUCCCAGCACUCCAAUAUGGUGCCGAUUUGCUGGCGCACGCGUUAACCACGCAGCGUCUGGAGUCGGGUUCAACUAUCGCGGUGCUACUCGGGGGAAGGGCCGAGUUCCACAUGGUCUUUAGAGCAGCCAUCAAAAUCGGAUGUCCAUUUACACCUAUCAACCUCAGGUCUCCUAAAAACGCUAAAGAGAUCCGGCACAUGCUUACAUUGACGAACGCGAAAGCAGUAAUCGUGGAUAAUGAAUCUGUGGCCGAGGACUUGCAGCGUAACGUCCCAGAUUUGAUGAGUGACAUGCACGUCAAAAUCAUCCUCGACGGCGACUUCGGUAUGCACAACUACUUGAAGCUUAGUGAUCUGAUCACAGAGGCAGCUGUGGAUAAGACCUUUGAGGAAUCUAGCUUGGCACUCGAUCGAUGGCCCCGGAAUGAGGACGAUGUGGUAUACAUUGGAUUUACCUCGGGAACAACAUCGCUUCCGAAAGCAGCGCCGCAUACAAAUAAAUCGCUUGCUUGCAAUAUGAAGUCUUGGGAGCAAGUCUUCGCGCUGGAUGACACACGAUCCUGGCUGCAUAUCCUGCCAAUGAACUCCAUCGUCGGCAGCUCCUGGACACUGGCGUACCUUAUCGCUGGCGGAAGUGUCACACACGUCAACUACGCCUUUGACCCGGACUCUGUGGCUUCAGCUAUUUGCACAGGCGAGUAUACUGAUCUACUCGCAGUACCAUCGAUGAUUGACCUCUUAGCCACUUCACCGUCCUUGAGCAAACGGUCCAAUAAGGGUAUCGAUCGCAUGAUUGUGGGUGGGAGCAAGAUCCUCCGCUCCCAUGUUGAAAAGUCUUUCCAAAAGAUCAAAUGCAAACGGUUCAGUCCAUUCUUUGGUAUGACGGAAGGGACUUCGGUGUGUACUGAAACGUUAUAUGGAGUUCCUGACAACGUCCAUGAUCCCAUCUAUGCUGGUUAUGCGAAUCCCGGGUGCAAGAUCAGGAUAUGCGAUCCAGACAAGAUAGAGCCUGUGCCGAGGGGAACGCCUGGUGAAAUUGUACAAGGUGGUCUGCAGAAAAUUGAACGCUAUCUUGGUGGCAGUGGUGAAGACAGUUUCUUUGUCGAAGAAGGAGAAACCUGGUACAGGUGUGGCGAUCAAGCCGUCAUGCUUGAAAAUGGGAGAAUUGCAAUAGUUGGACGCUACAAAGCCUUAGAUAUGAUCAUACGAGGCGGUAUGAACAUAGCUUCAGCUGCUGUUGAGGCGGUUAUUUCUGAAAGAACGGGAAUUGAUGUAAGCAUUCGAUCUUAUGGAGCUCAAGCUCACCUUGGUAACACCCUGCACCAGUCUCAAGUCGUUGGGAUCCCAGACGAAGCAGCUGGAGAAGUACCAGUCGCUGUGAUCAAGCACCCGAAAGAUGACAAACAAGCUGCUACCCGAGUCCAGAGAUGCGUGCUGGAUGCUAUGGGUCCGGCAUAUGCGCUCGAGAAAGUGGUGAGCCUCGAAGAGCUCGGUCUAGAAGAUUGGCCCAAGACGACGUCCGGAAAGGUCCUGAAACGAGACCUGCAAGUAAUUGUCAAAAGCCUUCCCUGGACACAACAAGCCUUACCUUCAGCUCCGUUCCAUAUCAAUGGACACUCAAGCGGGCCCGCAUACAUGUCUGACGAGGCCGAGCUACAGCAUCAUUUGCUGGGUUGUGCUCGGGCACACGGUAUGCUGAUUUCGAGUGUUGACGACGAUUUCCACGAUGCUGGUAUGGACAGCCUGCUAGGACUUCGUCUUCGAAACGCCAUCAUCAAAGACGGAGAUCCUCAAUGGCAAACACAACUCCCACCGGGCGUGAUAUUCCAGUGUGGCAGCAUCCGUCGCCUCGCCCGGUAUUUGAUAAAGCUCAAUACCAAUAGACAGGGACCGACUAAGGAGGAAUCAAAUGUCGAUAGCGUCGUGGAAGAGAUGUUUACCAUGGUUGAAGAGUUCAGUCGUUUUCAGUCACACAAGCCGGAGAAAACAAAAGGUUCUGGCAGGCACACAGUAUUCCUUACUGGUGUAACUGGCUCAUUGGGUGCCCAUAUUCUGGCAUCGUUAUUGGCACAAUCAGACGUUGACCUUAUUUAUUGUGCCGUACGAGGCAACAAUCCAGCUGAGCGGCUAGAAGAAUCUCUUGCCAAACGAAAGCUCAAUUGGUCCGAGUAUUCGAAGAAAGUGAGAGUCGUCAACCACGACCCGGGAAAGUCACGACUUGGCUUGGGCGAUACGACACGAGAGGAAUUGCUCGACAACCUGACUCACAUCAUACAUGCAGCCUGGCCUGUGAACUUCCACCUACCUCUGGUGACCUUUCGAAAACAUCUCCUCGACCUGCAGACCCUACUCCAACUGUCUCUGGACGUGAGAGCACCUCAGCCAGCUCAUUUUCUCUACUGCUCCUCAAUGGGGGUCGCGCUUAACACAAGAGGUCAGAAUAGAAUUCCAGAGGAGCCUAUUAUGGACUUCCGUCAAGGAAUCAGCAAUGGCUACACACAGUCUAAAUUGGUUGCCGAGUAUAUCGUCCAAAAGGCUAUGGAAAGCUUCGGUGCUUGGACAUCGAUUUUGCGCAUCGGUCAAAUUGUCGGUGAUACCAGACUAGGUCUUUGGAACGAGACCGAGGCUGCUCCUCUUAUGAUCCGGUCAGCUUUGAUCUUAGGUUGUCUACCAAUGUUGGACAUGAAAUGCUCAUGGAUUCCUGUCGAUGAUCUGGCUAGCGCUAUCGUUGACCUGACCACAUUGACAUCUCGAGAGGACCUCAGGUUCAUCUACAACAUGUGCAAUCCCUACACGUUCUCCUGGACUGAAGACCUUCUUCCUGCCCUCGCAAAAGCAGGUCUCGACUUCGAAAAGGUGUCGUUCGUUGAAUGGCUAGCGAGGCUGAAGAAGUACGAUGCCACACAUGGUGUGGAGGAAGCUACCCAGACCUGUCCGGCAGUCAAAUUGAUUGAUUUUUGGGAGCAAUCAUACGGCGGACCCCAGCAGAGACACAACAACCUGGAGUUCGCUACGGACAAUGCAGAACGCGAUUGUAGGAGCAUGCAAUCUCCACCCGACGUGAUUACGAACGGCCUGGUAAAGAAGAUGGUAGAUGCCUGGAUGUCUACAUGGGCUCCUGCCCCGGUGUAG